Molecule: messenger RNA, 5521 nt
Organism: Crotalus tigris (Tiger rattlesnake)
Lineage: Eukaryota; Metazoa; Chordata; Lepidosauria; Squamata; Viperidae
Gene: TENT4B
Product: terminal nucleotidyltransferase 4B
Exons: 12
Coding region: 343-2643 (766 amino acids)
Biological process (GO): RNA 3'-end processing
Cellular component (GO): nucleolus; TRAMP complex
Molecular function (GO): mRNA binding; poly(A) RNA polymerase activity
Source: RefSeq, a predicted model, not a curated record
GCCCCGCCUCGUUCGCCUCUCGCUCCGCGCUCCUGGCCGGGAGGGGCGGCCAAGCAGCAGCCGCCGCCGCAGCCGCAGCCUCGCUUCCUCCCCGCCAGUCGCCCGGCUUCCUCGCCGUCUUUGCCGGGAGGCGCCCGGCCGGCCGCGCGCGGGUCCUCCUCCUCCUCCUCCGGGCUUCUUCGCCUCGCCGCUCCCCGCAGGGCGCCGCGCUCCCGAGAGGCCGGCGGGGCUGGGCCUGCCUGGCCCGGCGGCGCGGCGGCGGCGGCGGGCAGGAGGAGGGCGAGGAGGAGGAGCCGCCGCCGCUGCUGCCGCCCCGUCGCUCUUGGGCCGGCUCGCCGUUUGAUGGAUCCCCGGAUCGCCUGGUUCCAGCCAGAGCAGCUCGGCCCCUCGAACCGCCUGUGGAUGCAGAUCUGGGAGACCACGCAGGGGGUCCGCAACCUCUACUUCCAGCAGCAGCAGCCGCCGCCGCCCCAGCCCCAGCCCGCCGCCCCGGCCUCCUCCUCGACUUCUUCGUCCGCCGCCUCGGCCGCCUCGUCGUGCAGCAGCAGCAGCAGCAGCUCCCCGCCGACCCCGGUGGCCGCCGCCGCCUCCGCCGCCUCGUCCCCGCCGCCCGGCAUGUCCCGCGUCCCGCGUGGCGGCGACCCGCAGCCCGACUUUCUGCCGCUGGAGAGCGCCGGCCUGCCCCACCAGCAGCCGCAGCCUCCCCCGCGGCGGCAGGCCUCGCCGCAGCCGCCCGCCUGGGCAAGCCGGCCCGGCGCUCAGGCGACCCUCGCUGCCCCGCGCGCGGCCUCCUCUUCCUCCGCCAUCGCCGCCGCCGCCGCCUCUUCGUCUUCCUCGGGCCCCGCGGCGGGGCCUUCUCCGGCCGCCUCGGCUCCCCGCGCGGCUUCGCCCGCUGCUCCGGUAGCCGCCGCCGCCGCUGCUGCUGCUGCGGCGGCGGCGGCCAGCAACAAGAGGAAGCGCGACAACAAGGCCAGCACCUUCGGCUUCAACUGCACGCUGCUGCUGGGCCCCGCCGGGGAAAGCGGCGGGCCGGCGUUGGGGAACGGGCCCCUGGGGAGGCCGCCGAGCGGGCCGGAGGAGCCGGCCUACACCGGCACCCCGUGGAAGAAGACGAAUUACAGCCCCGGCGUGGUUGGCCUUCACGAAGAAAUCAAUGACUUCUACAAGUACAUGUCCCCUAGACACGAAGAGGAAAGAAUGCGGAUGGAGGUGGUCAACAGGAUAGAAAACGUAAUAAAGGAACUCUGGCCCAACGCGGAUGUGCAGAUAUUUGGAAGUUUUAAGACUGGGUUAUAUUUGCCUACUAGCGAUAUUGACUUAGUGGUGUUUGGAAAAUGGGAGACUUUGCCACUGUGGACCCUGGAAGAAGCACUUCGAAAGCACAACGUGGCCGAUAAAGGUUCAGUGAAGGUUUUAGAUAAAGCAACUGUUCCUAUCAUUAAACUGACAGACUCCUAUACUGAAGUAAAAGUGGAUAUCAGCUUUAAUGUACAAAAUGGGGUAAAGGCUGCCUAUCUCAUCAGAGAUUUUAUUAAGAAAUAUCCUGUAUUGCCAUAUUUAGUUUUAGUAUUGAAACAGUUCUUAUUGCAAAGGGACCUCAAUGAAGUAUUCAUAGGUGGAAUCGGAUCUUACAGUCUUUUUUUAAUGGCUGUCAGCUUUCUCCAACUACAUCCCAGGGGGGACGCCUGCACCCCCAAUGCCAAUUAUGGCGUCCUUUUAAUAGAAUUUUUUGAACUAUACGGCCGUCAUUUCAACUACCUGAAAACAGGGAUCCGAAUCAAGGAUGGGGGUUCCUACGUAGCCAAGGAUGAAGUUCAGAAGAAUAUGCUAGAUGGUUACAGACCAUCCAUGUUGUAUAUUGAGGAUCCACUGCAACCAGGCAAUGAUGUUGGAAGAAGUUCGUAUGGCGCCAUGCAAGUUAAGCAGGCCUUCGAUUAUGCCUACGUUGUUCUGAGCCAUGCAGUCUCACCAAUAGCUAAAUGUUAUCCCAAUAACGAAAGCGAAAGCAUAUUAGGAAGAAUUAUCCGAGUUACGCAGGAAGUGGUGACCUACAGAGAGUGGAUAUCCAAGCAGUGGGGGAUACAGAAUAAUGCCGAGACGUCAUGCAAUGGUAAUGGAGUGGCAUUAAUAGUGGAUAAUCAACAGCUGGACAAAUAUAACAACAACAUUUCCGAAGAGAACCAGUCCCUAGGAAAACCGAGAAAUAAAACUUCAGAGACCCCAAGCAAACAUUCAUCAAAUUCUUCAUCGGGUCCCUUCUCGUCAUCCUCAUCCACCCUCUCCAGCUCCAGCGACGUAGAGUCGGACGGCACCCCGUGCAAAACCUCAAAACAGCUGGGCUCCUGCCAGACUUCGACAAACAGACUAGCAUCUCAGGAGAUCUCCCUCGGGUCCUCUCAGCUGAGCGGCAGAAUGCCAAAUGGACAAACCGUGAACACAUCCAGUGUGACCAACAAGUCCCAGCACGGAUCCAUGAGGCUCUUCCGCACUUCUUCCAACAAAAGUCUCCAGGGUCCAGGAAAUUCCAGCCACGGCACCUUGGUGACGAACAAACAGUACCAGGGCACUAAGCCACAACAAUUUUACCACGGGAAAAAAAGGAAACACAAGAGGGACGCUGUGCUUUCAGACUUAUGUAGAUAGUUUUCCCCUCUUUGACGGUUGGACUUGUCCCCCUGUGUGCAAUGCUCUCAUGCUACGAGAAGAACUUGGACAAAAUGGCUUCCAAGGUCCGGUCUGGAGUCUCAAGACUGUUGGAACGUUGAUUAGCAACGCAUUUUAGGGUUUUUGUUUUUUUUUUUUUUUGGUUUUUUUUUUCCAGCUCGCCACGAAAAACCGAUCAUGAAGACUGAAUAACUGCAAAAAAACAAAACAAAACAAAACACAAAAAAAAUAAAAUAAAAUAAAAUAAAAAAUAAAACAUGGGUGGGAGGGAGGAGGAGGAAGAGGAGAAGGCUGCUUAUCCAAUAAGUCAUAUGCUACGACAGGGUUGUUUAGAUAUAAAAAGCUUGAAUGUAAAAUAAUUAUAUCCCGUCAGCUUCAGAGCUGACGUCUAGGGGUAGAUUACAGUGUAUUUAAAAGUUUGGUAAUUAACUGAAAUAAAACAAAGGAUUUUUUUAAAAAAGAAGAAAAAAAACCCGGGGGAAAUACGUAAUUCGAGGGCAACCCAAACCUCAAAAAGAGUAAAUUCUCAUGUGAUAAUUUUAAAAUUAUUUUUGCAAAACAUUUGCCAUUUUAUUGUGUAUGUAUAGAUGACCAUAUAGCAAAUUUGACAUUUGUAAUAGUGGAUUUGUUAAUACUUUUUACAUAACAUUACCGUUUAAAUUGUAGAAAAAUUUAUUUUCCUUUUUCUCUCUCCCCCCCCCUCAAUGAUUCAUUUAAUUGAAAACAACAUCAACAAAAGAACCAAAAGCUGAAUUGUCAUCUGAACAACGGACAAAUGUAGUGAAUGACAUAGCUCAUCGUUGUGAUGCUUUUCUUUUUAGCAUUGACCUGUGGGCACAAGUUGGUUCUCUGAAGGAAAAAGAAAGAAAAAAAAAAAAAGAUUGAUGCCAGGGCAAAUGCUUGUUUAUAAAAUAUACAAAUACAUUCUGUUGUCAACUCUGAUCUUGUAUUCCACUCUGGGGAAGGAAAAAAAAAAAACCAAACUUUUCACAAACUCUUUUUUUAAAAAGUGCCAUCAUCACUCAGGCGAUGGGAUAUUCCAGGUUAGAUUUAAUGGGAAAUCAUUGUUUGUUUGCUUUCAAAGUAGGAAACCAAGUUACUUUAUUAAAGGAAGGAGUAUGCGUUGCUGCAUUAAGGAAAAAAAACGAACAUGUUGAUGUCUGUAUUUUCAAGUCUUCCUUGUAAAUCCAUCUGGUGUGUUUCCACAUGCCUUUGGGGCUGCAAUUUUCAUUACGCUUAUGCUGGCUGAGAGCAAUGAGAGUUGUAAAUCAACAUUUUUUGAAAAGCACCAGAUUGGGGAAGGAUAGUGUAAUUCCAAUGCUGUUGUUUUUUUUUUGGCAUGCUUUUAUCCUGGAUUUAUUUUUUUAAAAGAAAAAAAUUCCCUUCUCUUGCAGCUUUAUAGCUCUUCCUUUAAAAAAAAAAGUAAGGAGAAUUGUUAAUGCAAAUGGUUGAAUUGUUGUGUUCUUUUCUCUUUAAGAAAAACCUGAAUGUUACCUCAUUCCCUUUUCAGAGACUUUUUAAUCCACCCUUAAAAGAGAAUUAAACAGUCUUCAAUAACGGGACGGCAUUGGUAAUGCUGUCUAAAGAAGCACCACGCCGUGUUUAUUCUUCCUGAAAUUCUCCCGCCUCGUAAGAUGGUUUCCUAGCUCACCCAGGCCUUGGAUUUUAAGACAGAAUUGAAAUCCGUGCUGUGAAUGCAGAAUGGAUGGGGUUGAAUUGCAGUCACUUGCUUUAUCUUGGGGGGGGGGGGAACCCAGACAAAGGAGCACUUUAAUGGAUAGAAUGUAAAAGUGACGUUUACUGUAACUUUUUAUUUUCUUUAAAGAGGAAAGCGUGUUAUUCCGAAUGUAAGAUUAUUGGGUGUAUGCGAUCUGGAGAAUGAAGACAUACCUUUUUUUUUUGAAGAGAAAUGCUGACUUUUAGAUGUUUCUUUUGUUAAAUUGCAGACCAACUUGGCACCGGUAGCGUGCAAGAGCUUUUUAAGUGAAUAAUAACUAUAAUAAUGCAACACGACCAAAAACUGUCAUGACUGAAAAAUUAAUAAAAUAACACUAGAUGAUAAAGCAUUUUGACUUCAAAACAAAGAAGAAAGGGGCGGGGAAGACAAAAUUCAAAUAUCAUAAUGGUCUAAAACCUUAGGCAUUUUUUUUAUUUUUUUUUUAAAAAGUGUUAACUUUACAGAGUUAUUAGUGAUGUUUUGUUCCAAUAAUUUUUUAAAAAAUCCAAAUGCCUUUCGUUAACUAGAAUUUGUUACAAGGAUUCACAUUAUGCAUUAUCAGAGUAUUUAUUUGGAGUUAAAAAUAUAUUUUAUAACUGUAGGCCUACCCUUACUCUGUUUUGGGAACAAAAUUCUAAAUUAUUUUAAUCAAGUAUUAUUAUUUGCUGCCAUUUUAAAAAUGCUGUUACAAAUGUAAUACACCAGUCUGUAUUACUGCACCAGACUAAAGGUUUUUAUUCAAUUUUUCAGAAAAAUCACCCUCUUUGUUGGAAACAAGUGUCCUGUCACGUUGCAGCGGUUGGUGUUCCAAUAAGCAUGUGAUUAUUUUAAUGUGGUGGUAGCAGGAAGAUAAUCUUGAUUCCAUUGGGAAUCUUAGGUUUGUCUCAAUUUAUGGUUUUCAUAAAUUUUAAUGGAAAAAUAGCUUUUCCUGGACUGCUGAAGUUUCAUUUUGUAAACAGUAUCUUUCUAACAGAAGAAGAAGAAGAAGAAAGCAUGAAGGAAAAAAAUUGAGGAAUUUUACUUGCCUCAACUAACCAGCAUUGGUAUUCAUGAAACACAUGUAUAUCUAGCAAAUCUUUUAUUUAAACCGAACAGUUGAACUGUUCGUCUUUUUUUCAAUCCGAAGUUUAAAAAAAAAAA